Messenger RNA from Drechmeria coniospora, 984 nucleotides. RefSeq lists its product as uncharacterized. Bases 1 to 984 code for a protein of 327 amino acids. The transcript is spliced from 3 exons. The record is from RefSeq and is a predicted model, not a curated record. NCBI's taxonomy places the organism in Eukaryota, Fungi, Ascomycota, Sordariomycetes, Hypocreales, Ophiocordycipitaceae.
AUGGACGCUCAACACUCGGCCGCGGCCUCCAUCGCCUCGCCUGCCAAGAAACGCGCACCCCUCGCCCCGCUAGACGCGAACGCGAUGUCGGCCUCGCCCGUCCCCGUUGGCAAGGACGGCACCACACUCCACCGCAAGAGCGCAACGCCUACCGGCAAUCCCCUAAAGCUUGCUGCUGCCGUCUGCCUGUCCACCUCGAAGCGGCCUGCCGUCACGGACGCGGUUGGCAGUCCAAAGGCCAAGAAGGCUUGCUUGGAACGUGACGAGGUUUGGAUGAUCCCUCCCCCCCCCCUCCCCCACCCUCCUCGCUCGACGUAUCCUCACUAUCCUCGCCCUACCCUCGCCCACGACGGCCAGCAGCGGUCAUCACGCUCCCACAGCCCCGAUUCCGUCUCCGUCUUCGACACCUCCGCCGGGGAUGCUUCCUGGGUCACCACAACGUCGGAGCCCGAUAUCCUCGACAGACCCGCCCUCCGCCUUCCGAGGCCCGGCCUGACGAGGGAGCAGGCGCGCGAGAAAGCAGAGAUUCUGCGGCUACGGCUAGGGCUCGCUAGCUACAAGGUCCGCACCGGACAGGUCGCCGUUCCGCUCGCCGACCUGCUUCCCCGACCUCUCCCGUCGCCCCGCCCUGCCGUUCGCCUACAGAGUCCGUCUGCCACAUCCGCCGGCGAGGCCCGAGCCCGCUCCUAUGCUAGUUUCGACGCUCGCAAUGACGCAUCCGCCGCUUCGCCGAACGCGCCGGACACAAUCGACGAUGCCCGAAUAUCUACAAGCAUGAUGGAGCAUGGCGAACUGGAGCCGGCCGCCGGCCGAGCACAGGAUCAGGAGGAGCACGGGAAGGAGAGUGAAAGUGAGCCCGCACGACGGGUCAGCGGUGGCCAAGAUGACUCCGACGCCCACCCUCCCGCGACGACCAAUAACGCCCUAAGAAGCGGUGCCGCGAGCGGCCUGCUGAGCCUCGCGAGAGCCAUCGGUGGCUCAUGA